UCGCCCAGCGCUAUUCCAGUGUUCGGACUUCCCCAAUGUCGCGCGAGGCCACUAGAUUUUUCCUGACGCGGUCGCUGCUCCCACUUGCCCUCCCGAAGUCGCAGCGGCAGCGGGGGCGGCUGGGGUCUGGCAUUUGCGCGGCGAGGGCUUUCGCCAUGGCGGCCUCGGGGUUCGGCGGCGGCGAGGCGUUCCGGCUCUCGGCCGCGCCGGGGGCCGGCGCGCUGAAGCUGCACAAGGGCGACAUCACCCUCUGGUCCGUCGACGGCGCCACUGACGCCAUCGUUAAUGCUGCUAAUGAGCGAAUGCUAGGAGGUGGAGGUGUUGACGGAGCUAUACAUCGAGCUGCUGGACCAGAAUUAGUGCAAGCAUGCCGCAAAGUUCCAGAGGUCAAACCAGGAGUUCGUUGCCCAACUGGAGAAGCUAGGAUUACUCCAGCUUUCAAGCUUCCUGUGUCCCGAGUGAUUCACACUGUUGGGCCCAUAUAUGACAUGGACAAGCAUCCAGAGGUGUCGUUGAAGAAUGCCUAUGAAAAUAGCUUGAAGCUUGCUAAAGAGAAUGGCAUUCAGUACAUCGCAUUCCCUGCUAUAUCUUGUGGUGUUUUCCGAUAUCCACCCAAAGAAGCAUCGAAAAUAGCUGUUUCUACUGCACAACAAUUUUCAGAGGAUAUCAAAGAGGUGCAUUUUGUUCUGUUUUCGGAUGAUCUGUACGAGAUUUGGCGUGAGACUGCCCAGGAGAUGCUAUCACAAUUUCAAAAAUGAAUGGGCUUAUAGUUUCUGAUGCGGCUGUAGUUGGCUGCUGGCCUGUGUCGAGAUGUGAGAGCCAGAAGCAGUUUACCGAUGUAACAAUAUGAGUGCAUUGAACGACAUUUUAAUCUUUAACCAUGUCAUGCACUUGUGGUAUAAUGUCGAAUGAAUAAGGUUUGACGAUACCGAGAAGCACUUGCAAUUGUUAGUCA
This is a messenger RNA of Panicum hallii, 955 nucleotides long. RefSeq names its product macro domain-containing protein VPA0103. The coding region runs from base 36 to 758 and encodes 240 amino acids. NCBI's taxonomy places the organism in Eukaryota, Viridiplantae, Streptophyta, Magnoliopsida, Poales, Poaceae. The transcript is spliced from 7 exons. The record is from RefSeq and is a predicted model, not a curated record.